UGGUGGGAACAAAAAUCCGAGACGACAUAUCGGUUUCGUCCUGCAGACCGCACAGCGAUCGACACAGUAUCACGCCUGUCUCACUGCUGAAGCAUCAACCGGUCCACAGUAGUUCGCACAUAAUACGACAUGAUCACCGCCGCGACGUCGGGUUGCCGCGAUCGCGAUUUACGGAAGUCCAACGGUCGUCGUCCGGCGGCGGAGGUGAUGAUGGUUAUAUUCAUGCUAGCGCUGGGGCUGUUAUCGCUACUUGAGCCGGCGGUCGAUUGUCGACGGGCCGUCAAGCACAGACACCAUUGGAGGGCGAACUUGAUCAAAAACUAUUUGAAGAACCACAAGAGUCUCGAGGGAAUGGUGAGACUAGUCGACGGCGAAUCCGAGUACGAAGGUAACGUGGAGAUCAUGCACCUUGGAAAAUGGGGCGCCAUCUGCGAUGACGAAUGGGAUGCGCGGGAAGGCCAAGUGGUGUGCAGACAACUCGGUUACAACGGCACGUCGAGGGUUACGCAUAGUUCGCACUUCGGUCAAACAGCCAGAAAGUAUUGGAUGGACAAUACUCAGUGUGGCGGUCAAGAGAUGGAAAUUUCUGAGUGCCGGUUUGAUAGUUGGGGCGAGAAUGAUUGUGAUCCGUCCGAGGCAGCUGGCGUGGUGUGCGGUUCACCGGAACCCGAAAAGCCCAAAUACUCUGUGCCUGCAGUGACGGUUUCGGCAAAAAAAGUCGUCCGAAAAAACAGGAUCAAAGACACUUCGGGAUCGGAUAUUCAAUUGCGAUUGGCUGGAGGCAGGACAUCGGAAGAAGGCAGAGUGGAAGCAAAGACUAACGACGGUUGGGGCGUGAUAUGCGGCGACGGGUUCGGAGUGCUAGAAGCGUUGGUCGUGUGCCGUUCCAUCGGGCUUGGGUAUGCAGCAGCCGCCUUCCAAACAGACCGGUUCGGUGGGCUGGAUCUUCCAGUCGUGUUGUCGGCAGUCGAAUGUGCUGGAAACGAAUCGUCGCUUGCUAACUGCUAUCACCAGCACAAGGCAACGUGUUCGACCAGGAAAGAGACGGUAGCCGCGGUCGUGUGUGUCCGAGAAAUGGCGGAUUUGGCAGUGAACACUGACGAACUGAUCAGAUCGGCGUACCUGGAGGACAGGCAGAUGUACUUCUUGCAGUGUGCUAUGGAGGAGAAUUGCCUGGCGUCGUCUGCGUACCAGCUCCGGCGAGACGAGAUCGAUUGGCACUUGAUCACACGGCGGUUGCUGCGGUUUACCGCGAAAAUCACAAAUGUCGGUACCGCUCCGUUCCGGCCGGCCGUGCCAAAACAUCUGUGGCAGUUUCAUCAGUGUCACAUGCACUACCAUAGCAUGGAAGUAUUUGCCACUUUCGACGUGCUAGACGGGGGUGGAAUGAAGGUUGCCGAAGGACACAAGGCGUCGUUUUGUUUGGAAGACAACCAGUGCACGGACGGCGCUAGGCCAGCCUUCGCGUGCGCUGAUUACGGUGACCAAGGCAUAUCGGUCAACUGCUCGGAUAUUUACCGGCAUAACAUCGACUGUCAGUGGGUGGACGUAACUGACCUGAACCCAGGGCUAUAUACACUCAAGGUGUCUGUCAACCCUGAGCACAAAAUCCCGGAGAUGACGUACGCCAACAACGCGGCGGUGUGCUCCAUGUUCUAUUCCGAGACGUUCGUGAAGAUCCACGACUGUGUCCUACAAAAUCCGUAGCGGACAGAAGUUUCGUCAACACCGCUGUUUACAUCGAUUACGCGUUUGUAUUAUAAAUCUCUAUAUCAGUGUGAAUCCGUGUAAACCAAUAUAUUUACACAAUAUUAUAAACGUAUUACGUGUACUACACCGUAUCGCAAAAAUGGUUCCCAAUUUGUUUUUGAAUAACUGUACAUAGCUCCGGUGCACAAUCAAUAAUUAUUUAAUAUCACAGUUUUCGCAAUCGCCUAAAAGUUUGCACAUCUAGUCGUUCGUAUACAUACACCGAUUUUACGUGAUCUACACCUGUUAACGAAAACGAAUAAUUGCGUACAGGACGAAUAACCCAAUCAUUUUUUUUUUUAGUUAAUAUUUUUGAUAUUGAAUCAACUAUGAAAUAAUAUUUUAAAAACAUGCACUUUUUUAUGUUAAAGUUACCCAUAUCGUAAAUAUUAUUAUUUUCAAUUUUCAAUUUAAUAAAGUUAAUUAAAAAAAAAUUGAUUUAAAAGUUUUUACUUUAUGUUGACAUCAACUAAGAAGUAGAUAGAAAUAAAAACUUCUUUUUCCUUUUGUAAAUCAUGAUUAGUUAAAGUUUUUGAACUUUUUGUUAUUAGAUAAGUAUUUAUAUAUAUUUUAACAUUUCAAUUUAAACAAAUGUAUCUAACUAUCUUUAAUGUAAGAAUGUAAUGCAGUUAUUAGAAUCACUAAUGUUAAAAAUUAAAGACGAUAAACUUAUUAUACAAUACAAAAAAAAAUAUUUUUAUCAAUAUAAAAUUAAAUAAUAACUUUUUAACAAUUGUAAUGGUUAAAAUAUGCAUAAAUUCGAUUAUUUUUAUAAUUAUUUUUUUUAUUAUUAUUAUUAUUAAGACCCUCGGCCAUUGAGUUAAUAACGCACCUAUAGGUUGUAUAAGUUUUUAGCAUAUAAUACAUUAUGUAUUAUUACACUUUAAAUUCAAUGAAUUGUAUACGAAAUAAUAAAAGUCAAAUAACUAUUUUUAUACCAUC
Molecule: messenger RNA, 2691 nt
Organism: Rhopalosiphum padi (bird cherry-oat aphid)
Lineage: Eukaryota; Metazoa; Arthropoda; Insecta; Hemiptera; Aphididae
Gene: Loxl2
Product: lysyl oxidase homolog 2
Exons: 8
Coding region: 130-1707 (525 amino acids)
Biological process (GO): peptidyl-lysine oxidation
Cellular component (GO): membrane
Molecular function (GO): protein-lysine 6-oxidase activity; copper ion binding
Source: RefSeq, a predicted model, not a curated record